Acipenser ruthenus (sterlet) is the source of this 5728-nucleotide messenger RNA. Its product is annotated as myeloperoxidase-like. The record is from RefSeq and is a predicted model, not a curated record. The transcript is spliced from 14 exons. Bases 1 to 2727 code for a protein of 908 amino acids. Gene Ontology annotation, molecular function: heme binding; peroxidase activity. NCBI's taxonomy places the organism in Eukaryota, Metazoa, Chordata, Actinopteri, Acipenseriformes, Acipenseridae. Gene Ontology annotation, biological process: response to oxidative stress.
AUGAAGACCCUGGCGUUAGUGCUUGCUGCUGUGCUGUUCGUAACGCUGGAGAAUGUUGUUGGGGUUUCAGAUGAAACCUUGGGACGGCCAUUUAUCAGCAGUGCUUUAGCAGAAGCAAAGAGUAGGGUGGACCAAGCAUACAAGUACACCAGAGAUCUUUCUAAAACUAAGUAUAAAAGGAGAUCCCUCAGCCCAUCAGAUCUGCUGUCCUUCUUUAAGCAGCCUGCAGCAGAUACCAGGUCUGCAGUCCGAGCUGCAGAAUACAUGGAGAUCACCCUGAGCCUCAUCACACAGAGAGUGCACAGGAUACACAGACGCUCUCUGAAUGCAACAGAUAUUUUAACUCCAGAAGACUUGUCAGUGAUUGCUCGGCUCACAGGCUGUGAAGCCCGGAUCACAGUGCCUUCCUGUAACACUAAUGCCCUUGUAGACAAAUACAGGACCAUCACCAGUGUGUGCAACAACAAGAGAAACCCUCGGCUAGGAGCAUCAAACACCCCGCUCAGCCGCUGGCUGCCUUCGCAGUAUGAAGAUGGAAUUCAUCUCCCCAAAGGCUGGGAUCCCAACAGACUGUAUUCAGGAUUCCACCUCCCUCUGGCCAGGGCGGUGUCCAACCAUAUUCUUCACACCCCAAAUGACAACCUGACCCAAGAUAAUGAUUUUGCCUACAUGCUGGUGCUGUUCGGCCAAUGGACAGAUCAUGAUCUUGGCAUCACUCCUACGUCUCCGAGUGUGCGAUCGUUCAAUAAAGGCAUUCACUGUGACGAAAGCUGUGACCAAGCAUCUCCAUGCUUCCCGAUUAAGAUUCCUCCCAACGACACCAGAAUUCACGACACUGACAGCUGCAUCCCUUUCUUUCGGUCGGCUCCAGCCUGUGGCACUGGAACCACAGGGUACAUGUUUGGAAAUGCCAACACCCGUGAGCAGAUAAACGCCCUCACCUCGUUUGUUGACGCCAGCAUGGUUUAUGGUUCAGAGGAGCCUUUAUCAAGAAAACUGAGGAACCUAAAAAGCGAUCUUGGUCUGAUGGCUGUCAAUGAUGAAUUCAGAGACGAUGGACUGGAGUUCCUACCGUUCAACAAAAUGGAGAUGAACAUGUGCGCUACGAGGAGGAGUGCUACGAGUGACCAGUCUCUGAGCGAAGUUGAAUGUUUCCAUGCAGGUGAUGCACGAGUCAAUGAAAACAUUGGGCUGACAGCAAUCCAUACUUUGUUUGUCAGAGAGCAUAACCGCCUGGCAAGAGAACUGAAAAAACUGAACCCACACUGGAAUGGAGAAAUCCUCUUCCAGGAGGCCCGGAAAAUCAUGGGGGCGUAUCACCAGAUUUUGAUCUACAGAGAGUACCUGCCUCGGAUCGUCGGAAGAGAGGCUGUUGACACGUAUCUCAAGACAUACAGUGGUUACGAUGAGUCUGUGGACCCUGGAGUUGCCAAUGUAUUUUCUACAGCUGCUUUCCGGUUUGCACAUCUUACCAUCCAGCCGUUCAUGUUCCGCCUGAACGAGACCUAUCAGGAGCAUCCUGAGUAUCCCAGCGUACUCCUUCAUAAAGCCUUCUUCACCCCUUGGAGGCUUGUCUUUGAAGGUGGAGUUGAUCCGAUCCUUCGGGGUUUGAUUGGAAAGCCUGCCAAGUUGAAUACGCAAGAUAAGAUGAUGCACGAGGAGCUGCGUGAACGGCUGUUCAAGCUAACCAGCCACCUUGCACUGGACCUGGGCUCUCUGAAUAUUCAGCGCAGCCGAGACCAUGGGCUACCAGGGUACAAUGACUGGAGGCGUUUCUGUGGUCUUUUUGAGCCCAAGACUGUUAAUGAGCUGGCUGAAGUCCUCAGUAACAGAAACCUGGCUGUGAAGCUGCUCGGACUGUAUGGGUCUCCUGACAACAUUGACAUCUGGAUGGGCGGGAUCUCCGAACCCUUUGCCAGCAACGCUAGAGUAGGGCCACUAUUCGCCUGUCUGAUAGCAACACAGUUUCAAAAGAUAAGAAAUGGAGACAGAUUCUGGUGGGAAAAGAGUGGCACCUUCACUGAAAGCCAGCGAAACUCCCUAAGAACAGUGAGCCUCUCUCGGAUUAUCUGUGACAACACCAAGAUUCAAGAAGUUCCUGAAAAUGUAUUCCAAUACAGACCGUACAGUCAAAGCUAUUCCAGAUGCUCACAGAUUCCCAGUUUUGACCUAAGCCCCUGGCAGGAAAAUACAUCAGCCACAAGGAAUAACCCUGUUGUUUUCAAUGAGUCCCAGGGACAACAGGAACCACAGAGCACCCUGAGCAAACAGGAGGGUCAGCUUCCUCAGCUCCCCAAGGACCAAAAGGUGAGAAAGGAGACAGCGGACCUGCAGGACCUACAGAAUCUUCUAGACCUCCAGGACCUUCUGGACCUCCAGAACCUUCUAGACCUCCAGGACCUUCUGGACCUCCAGAACCUUCUAGACCUCCAGGACCUUCUGGACCUCCAGGACCUUCUAGACCUCCAGGACCUUCUGGACCUCCAGGAUCUUCUGGACCUCCAGGACCUCCAGAACCUGCUAGACCUCCAGGACCUUCUGGACCUCCAGGACCUCCAGGACCUCCUGGAUCCAGUUCCGGUUCUGAGCAGUAACCAGCCUUUGCUUUUACUCUUGGCUGUAGCUAUCCUGCAGUUGGAAAAGCCAUUGCAUUUAAAGAAAUCAUUUAUAAUGGGCAAAAAAGUUUUAAUCCAGACACAGGAGCUGGUGUUUAUCAGUUUGACUUGACAACUGCUACUUAAUUUUCAGGACAGCUCCUGUUUAAAAUCUAAGGGCUCUGUGUAUCGUUGAUUGUUCUUUUGUAUCUUGACUUUUCAUAGGUUUUUGUGACUUGGUAGACUAACCCGCAAUGUAUUAAAGCCAUUAUCACUACCGUAACUUCAUCCCUGCUGCGGUAGUUUAAUUACGACUGUUUGUUUCAAACUACUUCCGUAUGCAAAUGUACAAAUCUCAUUAUAAUGGUUCUGUGCUUACCCUUGAUGUACUAUCGUUCGGGUUUGUGCCGCAUGCCUCUCACUGGCAUAGAUUCAACUAGCGGUUCGUAUGUGAAACGUUUAAACGUUUACAGGCUUUUAGUUAUUGUACUUUCAAAUAAAGCACCUUAAAAUAUAUUAAAAAAAUUAUUAAUACCUAGUCUAUAUUAAAUAACAAUGGCAAUAAAUACAUUUUGUUUUGGUUUCUUUUAUAUUUUAAGGUGCUUUAUUUUAAAUUUCACAUUAAUAAUGAAGGGAAUCACGGAAACAAAUCAUUGCAGAGGUCUUUAAUUAAACACAAACUAAAAUCUUUUCUUCUCAGUAAUUAAUUAUGUAGUGCAUAGACAACAAAAAAUCUAUGAAAACUAUUUACUGCGUAGCCUACUGUAUGCACUGCGAUAUUUUCUGCGAUAUUCUUAAAUUUAAAGCACUGAAAGGGAAGCAUGGUCAGGGUACAGACGAGUACAAACUUGGUAAACUGGAGAAUUACCGAGCAAAUUUCCCAUGGUAAACGAUAUAGAAACAAGCUUAGUUCUAUAUGCUUUCGGUUUUUGGGGACCCAUUCUUUUAGAUCUACGUGUUGGUUUGUUUUCGCUGUGCCAGGGUCUGCGCUACGUUCACCUCACAUUCAGUUUAUCCUGUUUGUUUUUUUUAUUUUCUGCUGCUUUCUUUUUUGUAAUCCUCCUAGGUCAUGCCAUUUUUUUUAAGGUCAGGUGUCUGUCGCUUACAGUGUCCCAGUAAAUGUAUUUUGUUAGUUAUUUCUUUCCAUGUUUCUUUUCUUAAUGUUUUUUGGCCCUGCGAAGUGUUAAAUAAUAGUUCUUGAUUUGCAUUUCACUAACUAACAGGUAAAUGUCGUCUUUGUAGAAAUUUGUUUUCCUUUUCUUUUUGCCCUGUGCCAUGGUUGCAGUCUUCAGAAGCCAUAGCUCGAUCCUAGUACAUUUGCCUACUACUUUCUGUUUACUAUACCACUCAUUUGUCUUUGCCAGAUGGAAGUUAUAAAUCUUGAUUUUGGUGUUGCAAAUUUAUUUAUAAUGAGAUGCAAAUUCUAUAUAAUAAGCAGUAAUUGAUGCUGUUCGAAAACUUGUGGUGACAAUAGUUCUUCACGAAAAAGAGCUGUUAAUACAUCGCAGGCAAAAAUUCUACGAAGGACAGAGGCUACAAAUUCACAGUAUUUACUAACACGUAAGUAAUAUUAGUACAUAGAUCCCUAAGCCAUUUUUUAAUUAGGUGAAAUACAAAGAAAGAAAUACAAAAUUUUGCUUGUCAAUUCAGCAGUAAAACCCGAUGCUUCUAACCCAGUCCCUUAUUUGCAGCCACACAAUAGAAACUUUUGGUGUCUAUCCCAAGUAAAGACACAUUUUAUCACUGGCUCUCUUUUUACAGUUUUUUUUAAACAUAUUAAAUUGGCUUUACAUAUUUUAUAUCAAAGACAGUUUACUAUAGUAUUUAUUUUACAUAAUGCAAUAUUAGAAAUUAUACCUGCAACCUGAUUCAGCCUAACAUCAUUAUAUAUUGCAGGAGAAUGUGCUAUUCUUGCACUAUUAAAUUAAAUUUGCAUGAUUAGAUUACAAUAUUGAAUUGUGAACAUUAAUAAUACUUUUACAAAAGGAGAAAUAUGGAUGGAUGGAAAACACAUUGAUAUUGGGAUUUAUACUGUAAAAUCACAUACUUAGGAUUACAUUAGUUAUUGUAUAUUGCACUGACAUUUAAAUUGCAUUAUUUGAUGGUUGUCUGGGUUUGGAGUUGACAGCUGUAUUAAUAUUGGCAAUCUGGUUUACUUGAUGCUUCGGCUGUAUGCAUUUGCAUCACAAAAAUGUCUUAGUACUUCUUGGUCUUGUAGGGUUCCUGAACAUGAAACAGAAAUAGGUGGCAUUUUACAAAAUAAAACUGAAGUGGAGAUGAAUCUGAUGUGAAUAACUAUAGACCUAUUUCCAAUGUGCCUGUUCUGGCUACAGUGCUUGAGUCACUACUCAAUGUACAGUUAAAGUGCUACUUGAAUUCUAUUAGCAUUCUUAGUGAAAUGCAGUCUGGUUUGGGUCUAAUCGUGGUACAGUGACAGCAAUCCUCAAAGGUAUGGGCGAUAUUACCUUUUCCCUGGAUAAGAAUGAAGUGUGUGCAUCUGUGAUCACUGAGCUUUCUACAGCUUUUGACACAGUGGAUCAUGGGCUUCUGACUCAAAGGCUUGUGGAUAUAGAUGAGAAGGCGGUUGCAUGGUUAAUUAUUUUAGAAAUCAAACCCAAAGUAUAAAAGCAGAUGGAUUAAUUUCAGAGAGAAUUGAAUUAGAAAAGGAGUUCCUCAGGGAUCUGUACUCAGACCAGUCUUGUUUACACUUUAGAUUAACAACCUGGGCAUUAGUAUUGAUCAAUACAAUGUUAAUUACCUCUAGUAGCACUUAGAAUCUUAGAUCUCAGAAUGUUCUACAUUUCUCAGUUCUUAAAGUUCAUACGGAAUUUGGAAUAUAGGAAUUCAGUUUUCUUACUCCGUAACAAUUUUGCUUGCUUUCACUUUAAAAACACUGUAAUUUGACAGGAUGUGUGCAUGGAAGCCUUAACUCCGGAAGAUUCAAGGAAACUUUUUAUAUUUGAGGGCUGUCAUGUAUUCUCGUUUAUGAUGCUGCUGUCAGUAAUCUUCUUAAUGAUGUGAGAUUAUAACACUUAUUUGUUAAAUUGUUUAUUAAUGCAUGUUGAAAAUUAAAAUCGGCAAAAAAUUAAAUGAAGGAGCAUUUUGAAGCAUUUGUUUUUCAUUAAUAAAGUAUA